GAUGAGUACAACUUAAAUCCAGGAUUGGAAUGGGAGGACGAAUUUCCAGGUAGGUAUUAAACUCAAUCUGCCAUUGUCCACUUGUCACCAUUAACAAAAAUUUAUGAGGAAAAAUAUCAAAAUAAAUGUCGCAAAGGUGAAUAUAAUCAAACGAAUAUGUUAGUAUAUUUGCAACACAUGAUUACCGACAUAGCCAGAUAUAGUUUUGAAAGACUUUUUUAAAAAAAUUUUUUUUCUAUAAUAUUGAAUAUCAAAUCCAAUUCAUGAAUCAUGAUUAACCAAUCUUUGAUGAUGAUUCAGAUAUGGUUAUGGUACUACUAGUAGUAUUUAGCAUAUUUUUUUAAGUUUGGACAUAUACAGAAUAAUGUUUUGGAUAUAUCUUGUCAUGGAGUCUCUGAAUUUGGUCACUAAAAUCAAAUUGUUUAAGCUAAUUAUCAUCCAUUUUUCCUCACUUCUCUUCUGGUUUCAAAAUGUCUCAAAACAUUUCUUGUUAUAAUAAAAAUUCUAUUGACCUUUGUGCAAUUUGAUCACCCUUUACGACAAGAAUGAUACGUUUGUCUUUAUCUGCACAAUCAGUAUCUAUUAACUUUUAUUCUGCAUUUUGAAUUAUACGUAGUUAUUUGGAUGCACUACUAACACUAAAUAUUAACCCACUAUUGUCUUUAUUACACUAUAACAUUGAAAUAAACAGACCUAAACUUCGCACUGCAUUUUGUAUGCUUUGAAAAAUGCUUAUGCACACUAUGUCAACGCUUGUUAAUUUGUUUAUCUGGUGUAUUGGUUACCUUACUUGCAUAUCUUUUAAUACAGUCAUUUCAGGUCAUUUCAGAAACGUGAUUUUCUGUGAUAUGUUGGUUGUGGUCGGAUGUAUGACCAGUUUCUGGACUGCAUUCACUUUUGUUGUUACAGAACUUUGAAACACAAACAUUGACUUUUUCAUAAAUAUAACAAUUUCAACAAUGUGGACUUAGAUAGUCCUCUACGUCGUAUUUGUCUAUGUAUACGUAAUAUUUGGCCAAUAAUGAGGCCAAAAUAGGCGCAAGAGUGACGAAAAAGUAAAAUUUUACGUUAUUUUCUCAAAAACUAUUUUUUUCUCAAAAACUAAAAAAAAAAACAUACGAGUACGCUUAAGCAAGUUUGAGGGAGCGUUUCUAAAACAUAAAAAACACUUUGAAAAACUUCAAUCGACAAUGAAAAAAUCGAAAAGUAGCAUUUUGUGAAGAAUUUUUAAAAACGAAAUUUUCGAACGGAAAGGAAUAAAGAAAUAAAAAAGGCGCGUAUAAAAUUUUCGAUAUCUCGGCUAUCUUCGGAGGAUAUAGAUGCGGAAUUUCGAAAAGCACGUUUAAGACCCAAAAAAACCCUGUCGUAGUACACCACUUAAUAUUAUUGAUUUGUUUUCCGGGAUGAAGAAUCCUGAAAAAUAGAUUGGUGCAGUUAUAUACCAUGGAUAUGUAUAUACAUUCAUUUUUAGUUAAUAUAGGAAUUUAGCAGUUAUAGUGGUCGUAUUAUUUUGGUGUUUCAUAUGGGAUAAUUGCUUCACCAUACUAUUGUCGGUUUUCCAAAAUGACCUGAAAUGACCGCUUACGAGAAUUUCCAAAUUAUUCACCCAAAAGUUUUGACCUAUGACGCGGUCGAAGGAGAAGAAGAUGAAAGUUUGCCGCAUCUCGGAGUUGGUGGAUCGGUCAGCAAGUUACCGCCAGGCAUUUUACCACACGGUCUACCACAAGUCAAGGAGGUACUACCGGCUGUCACGGCAGUAGAUGAAAAACGAGAGGAAGAGAAACGAGAAGAGCAGAAAGAAAUUCGUGAGCUUAGCGAAGAGGAAAAACAAAUGAUAAUUUUGUCAGAGGACUUUCAACAGUUUAUUGAUAGGGCUGGAAGGAUCAUGGAAAGGGCUCUAUGUGAAAACGUAGACAUUCAAACCGAUUACUCGGGAGGUUUUGGAGAACAAGAUUUAGACGAAAAGUGCCAUCAGCGAAUAUCCUUCGCUAGAAAAUUCUUCGAUGAACGAUGGUCUAAAAAUAGAAAAGUUACAUCCCUUGAUUGGUCACCUCAGUUUCCUGAGCUCCUAUUGGCUGCGUAUAAUGAUAACGAGGAGGCACCAAACGAUCCCGAUGGGGUGGUGUUAGUUUGGAACAAUAAGUUUAAGAAGAAUACACCAGAAUAUAUUUUCCAUUGUCAAAGUGCUGUUUUGUCUGCUACAUUUGCUAGGUUUCACCCUAACUUGAUUUUAGGAGGCACUUAUAGUGGGCAAAUCGUCCUGUGGGACAACCGAGUACAGAAAAGGACGCCUAUACAAAGGACUCCGCUCUCUGCUUCCGCACAUACGCACCCCGUCUACUGUAUGUCAGUUGUGGGUACACAGAAUGCUCACAACUUGAUCAGUAUUUCUACAGACGGACGAAUGUGUUCCUGGUCUUUAGAUAUGUUAGGACAACCUCAAGAGAUUCUAGAUUUACAUCGAAUGCAAUCGAAACCAGUGGCUGUGACUUGUUUGGAUUUCCCGCAUUCGGAUGUGAACAACUUUGUGGUGGGUAGUGAAGAAGGUGCCGCGUAUAGCGCGUGCAGGCAUGGUGCUAAGGCGGGCAUCACAGACACAUAUGACGGUCACCAAGCGCCUAUCACAGGCAUCAGCGUCAACAGCGUGCAGGGAGGCAUUGACUUUUCGCACAUGUUCCUCACAUCAUCCAUAGACUGGACUAUCAAAUUGUGGAGUCUUAAGGACUCUAAGCCGAUCUACUCGUUUGAGGACAACGGCGACUACGUCCUAGACGUGAAAUGGUCUCCGACGCAUCCUGCCCUAUUCGCCAGUUGCGAUGGCAUGGGCCGGCUGGAUCUAUGGAACCUCAACCAAGACACUGAGGUGCCAGCAGCGGGUGUCACCAUAGCCUCGGAAGGGGGUAGCGCGGCGCUCAACAAGCUCGCGUGGACGCAGAACGGGUUGCAGAUUGCUGUUGGAGAUACGCAGGGGAGGAUUUGGAUAUACGAUGUUGCUGAGGCGUUUGCACAUCCGAGGCACGACGAAUGGGGAAACUUCCUUUACACAACACAGGAACUAAGGAAUAAUCAAGUAAACGAUGAACUGGAAAAACUAAAUUAUUCUGCUAAUUCUUCACUUUCAAGUAUGAGUUCGCUUAGCUCUACUCCUUUACGAUAAAUUUCAUGUUUUAUUAUCGGUAGGUUUUUUGACAGACAGAAGAUCAGCAUUGACGCCAUUAUAGAACAAUUAUUGCGCGUUAUAGUACAGUGUGAGGUACCAACUAAUAGUGCAUUGUCAAGUAUAAAGAUGUUACUCAUAUUUAGGUGAUCAUCUAAAAUGCAAACGUCACCAUAUUGUAGUGUAGUGAAUUUCACCAUUUCUUGUUCUAAGUGAGAUGUUUGAAAUGUGUCCACUACCAAUUCUUGCAUACUCAGAAAAAAUAGAAAAUGGGAAUACGGACGUGAUGCAAGGAGGAAACGUUCAAAGAAUAUGAAAAGAGAUGGGUAGCAUAUCAGUUGAUAGAUAUGCUGCAAAUUACAAAGGACAUUGUAAGUCCUGUAUCAAUAAGAUUAUAUUGUUAUAGGGCUCUAUUCUGUAACAUUCUUUGAGAAUUUCUUAUCUAGGCCAAAAUAACAAACGCCUGUUUCAUUCCAAAGAAGUCCGUUUUGUUUGCAAAUGCUGCAUUGAACGGCUUAAAACGUAUUGAAUAUUUUAUAUGUUUUGAGUGACACUAUUAUACAAUACACAAAUAUCUAUAAAAAAUAUGUAACAUAAAAGAGCAUUUUUUAAAACCAUUGAUUUGCUGUCUGUCAAAUGUGAUUUAUAUUGUUAAGGGCAAAUGAUUUGCUUAAAUAUACGUACAUUAUUAAUGAAUUAAUAGAACAAAAGAAUAACAUAAACAACAUAUGCUGUAACACAAAGUGUCAUAAUAUACUGUAUUGCUAAUAUCAACUAUAACAAAUAGCUUCUUAGUCAGAAAACUUGCUCUGUGAAUUUUUUGACUUAAGUUCAAACAACUAUUUAAAUUUGAAAUGUACACCAGUAAAUCUGUGAUUCUAACGCAAUGUUUGAUGUCAUUGCAAACCAUCUGUUGCUGUCAUGACAAACAUUUUUGUUUAUGCUGCGAUUUCAACUCUUAUAAGCUUGAAAAUAAUUUUCGUUUUACCUCUUUUUAUUUCAGUUUAUAUUUGUUCUCCUGUCAUGUGUUGCAACAUUUUUUUCUGUUGUACUAGUAUUGUAAAAACUCACCAAACCCAUUAUGAAUGGAAUUUUAAAGUAUGUUACUUAAAAGUUCUUGUGUUUAAAACUACCCACUCGUUUUAUAUAGCUGUAAAUAAUUUUGCUAAUUUAUUGUAUGUUGAUUUUUUAUACAUUUUUGUUGUAGCUUAUUUCUCUAGAAAUGGUAUUGUUUGCGAUUUUAAAUCGUCCUUAUUUAUUUCUAAAUUUUUUUGAAUUCCAUGUGUACUCUAUACACGAUAUUUUGCAAAUUAAGAUUUUUAGAAAAAAAUAUUGUACAUAUAAG
Messenger RNA from Acanthoscelides obtectus, 4502 nucleotides. The record is from the annotation of a GenBank genome assembly. NCBI's taxonomy places the organism in Eukaryota, Metazoa, Arthropoda, Insecta, Coleoptera, Chrysomelidae.